AUAAGAGUAGGGGAGGGGGGAACAGAAAAUUUCCAUACCCCUUCAGUUUUUCCAACCUUCUUCCUCGCCUUUCCAUCCGUCCGCUCCAAAAAUCCCCGUCCAAACCAAGUCUGUAACUGAGUCUGGUCCUUCACUGUGUACUCCUGUCAUGCCGGAUUCUUACGAUUUCUCCCAGUACGAGGAUGUUGAAGUAUUAGCGGCACAAAUAUCUGAAAACGAAGGGGAAUCUACUGCCAGCGGAGAAGUAGAGGACGAUGAUGACGAGGAGGACGAGGACGAGGACGAUGAUGAAGACGAGGCCGAAGAGUAUAUCCCACUUGUACAGUCUCCUAGGGCAUCACAGGGCGUUUCUUCUGCCUCCAAUCAACAUGAUACCAUAAUUCAGGUUCCGGACGAUUGCGUUGAAGAAGAGGGAAACAAACGGCGGAGGACUGAAGGAGGAGAAACGUGUUCCUCUUUGAUAACCGGGAGCGCCAACAGUACUAAAGGGAAUGAGUGGAACCGUGCUGACAUUGAUGGCUUGUUUUGCCCCAUUUGCAUGGAUGCUUGGACCAAUGACGGCGAACAUCAUAUCUGCUGUCUUCCGUGUGGGCACAUGUAUGGUAUGUCUUGCAUCAAAAGAUGGCUUCAACAACGAAAAAAUUCUGGGAAGUGUCCACAAUGCAACAGGAAAUGUGCAUUGAGGGAUGUGAGGAAACUCUAUGCUUCACGUGUACUUGCUGCUGAUGAAGAGUCGCAGAAGAAAAUUCGGUCGCUUGAGGCUAGAUGUGCUAUUCUUGAACGCAAGGGCUCGGACUGGUACAAGAAAGAAGCAGCAUGGCAGAAAAAAGAAGCUCAAUUGCAUCUUGAAGUUAAGAAACUUACGGAGAGAAAUGCAUAUUUGGAGCAGCUGAUACAAGAUAUGGAUAGAAGACAAACUAGUGCCAUGGGGGCAAUUGGGAAUUGUCGAUGGAGAUCUGAAUCAAAACAUGGCUUUGGCGCAAAAAUAUAUGGGAAAGGACAUUGUUGCAAUUUUGAAUUGCAGAGAGAGUUUCAGCUGACCAGCGCACUUGUAUUUGACGUAAAUGCUUCUAAUCAAAUUUUGUUAAUAGCACAAAGGCCAAAAGGGAUAGGUGGACCUUACUUGCUAACUAAAAUGAGCUUGAUACCUCCCUAUGAGAUGGAAGAUAUCUUGCUGCCUUCUGCUUCAUGUGCUAUUAAAGAUCUCCAUAUUUCCCCUUUGAACAGUGACCUGGCCCUUUAUGCUUCAUUAGGAAGGAAAUUAUCGGUACUCAGCAUGGAGAGCAACAAUGUUGUUGUUAAUUAUGAUCUACAGGUUCCUGCUUGGUCAUGUUCAUGGGAUCGCAGUAGUUCCCAUUAUGUAUACGCUGGACUACAGAAUGGUUCUGUCUUGGAAUUUGAUUUGCGCCAAACUGCUGGCCCCAUAAAAUCCCAAAAUGGGUUAACGAGCAACCCUGUUCAUACUGUACAGUCUCUUGUACAAGAUUCCAGUUUUCCUUCAGGUGUUAGAACAAUUCUAUCGGCUUCUGCGAUUGGCCUGUGUCAGUGGAACAUAGGCGCUGAAGAGAGGCCAUGUAUGAUUCCUGAAACUGGUAAUCAAGGUGUUUGUAUAUCUCUUGCCUAUUGCCCAAGCAGUGAUGAUGUUGUCAUAUCAUACCGUCCCAAAUUUGACAUGUCCAUUGAUGGGUCUCUCUCUCAACCAUCUCUCACUCCUUCCCAAGUUAAAGGACAGGGAGUCCAGGGCUCUCAUGUUUUGUUCAAGAGACAUGGUGGAAACCACUUUCAGCAGUUGGGUUCCUCAUGUGCCAAUGUAAGUAACAUUCGACUUCCAAAAUGUGUAAUAAUGGAUAUAGAGAGUGAGAGCCGAUUGUUAGCAACUGGAGAUGAACGUUCGUGUGAAUUGGUCUUGCAAGAGUUGCCAUCUUUUGGGGUUCUUCAGCGUUUGAAAUUACCAGAGCAUGCACGGGAUCUGAAGUAUUCACCUAAUCAUGGAUUACUGGGGUGUUUAACUGGAAAUUCAUUGCAACUUUUCUGCACCAAACUCUCGUGAGAAAGGUUCCUUAUCCUCAAAGCAAUGAUAGAAACGCUUCAAAAUUUAUUUCUGGGUGCGUAUUUUGGCUGAUUCUUUGGUUUGUCAGGCCAUAUUUAUCCACUUUUGUUGGGAUUCUUGUUUCCCAUCACGUGUAAUAGCUUGUUCAUUCUUUUUGAUCUUCUUGUCCCUCCUCCUACUUCAAUCCCCCAAAAAAUGUCACAUUGGAGGUCUCUUGGGGAGCCUAAGGAUGAAUGUAUUCAGGUUGUCAGGUUUUGUAUCUGUGUAUCUUUUUAUUCCAAAAUAUGGUUCACUGCUGUAAUUUUUUGUAAUCAAAAGUUUACCGCUUUCA
Molecule: messenger RNA, 2381 nt
Organism: Prosopis cineraria
Lineage: Eukaryota; Viridiplantae; Streptophyta; Magnoliopsida; Fabales; Fabaceae
Exons: 14
Coding region: 149-2050 (633 amino acids)
Biological process (GO): protein ubiquitination; interstrand cross-link repair
Cellular component (GO): nucleus
Molecular function (GO): protein binding; ubiquitin protein ligase activity
Source: RefSeq, a predicted model, not a curated record